This is a messenger RNA of Pelmatolapia mariae (spotted tilapia), 3231 nucleotides long. RefSeq lists its product as uncharacterized. NCBI's taxonomy places the organism in Eukaryota, Metazoa, Chordata, Actinopteri, Cichliformes, Cichlidae. The coding region runs from base 696 to 1979 and encodes 427 amino acids. The transcript is spliced from 2 exons. The record is from RefSeq and is a predicted model, not a curated record.
CGGACAGAGGAAGUGUAAAAAAGAAUCAGACAAUCUACUGAAUGUGAUCUAUGCUGUGAAAGGCAUUCCCUUUUCACACCUGCCAUAUAAAGCAAAGUCUAAACCCACUCUGGCGUCAGUGACUUUUGUGUGGAGGUGUUUAACUCCUGGAUAGUAGAAAGUGGUUCUACGAGGCCAGUACAGUGAAAAGGGACACCCUGCAACGACGAUGAAGUUGUUACACGCUGUAUCCAGACCAGCACGACAGACGCAGUGACACCAAGUCAGCAUAAAUGCACAUUCAAUCAGCUUAAAGAUGGAGAAAGAAGGAUAUGAAGUAAGAUCCACGACGUCAAAGAAAUCUAGCCGCUCUUCCACUGCAAGCGUAAUGUUAGCUGCCGCUACUGCCCGUGCUAAAGCUGAAGCUGCCCAAAAAAGAGCUGAGUUUGCAAAGAAGGAAGUUGAAUUUAAAAUAGAAAGAGCCAAAUUAGAUGCAAAGCUUGAUGUUCUAGCAAAAGAAAGUGAAGCUGAGGCCGCAGCCGCUGAAGCAGCUGUCUUGGAGUCUGCUGUUGCAAGUUUUGACAUGAGUGAUGAGCACCUGAGCUUACCAAAGGAGACACAGAGUUCUCAUGAGCGAACUACAGACUAUGUCAAUAUGCAUCAGGCACGCAGUGAUUCAGUCAAAUCAAAGGACAUCAAAAUAGAAAAAGGCGAGUAUGCAAAUCGACCUAAGCCACCGGACAUAUCACCGGAUGAACUGCCCUCAGCACCAAGGGACUAUGGCUCCCACAGACCCCCUGAUCAAAGACAUCACUCACCUGAAAGGCAAGGACAACAGUUACACUCCGUUAACUAUCAGCAGCACCUCAGCCAUGUCUCAACCAGGGUUUACACCGCCCUCUGCUGGACGUUUUCAGUACUACCCUCCAGAUCCAAAUUCUUCUAGGGACUCUAAUGAGCUUGCCAAAUAUUUAAUGAGAGGUCAGUUGUUAACCUCUGAACUCACCAAGUUUGAUGACAAGCCGGAGAACUAUUUAUCUUGGAAGUCAUCUUUCAUCAACGCCAUUGACACUCUAGAGCUUAGGGCGUCUGAACAAAUCGACCUCCUUGUAAAAUCACUUGGCCCAGAAUCUACCAAGCAUGCACAUCGCAUUAAAGCUGUAAACAUAACAAACCCAGCUGUGGCAUUAGAGCUAAUCUGGGAGAGGCUAGAAGAAAUCUAUGGGUCGCCAGAAGCCAUUGAAAGUGCUCUUUUCACCAAACUUGAUCAAUUUCCUAAAAUAGGGCCCAGAGACAAUCAAAAACUAAGAGAGCUGAGUGAUCUGUUGCAGGAGAUAAAUGCAGCAAAACAAGAAGGGUACUUGCAUGGACUCUCCUAUCUCGAUACAGCGCGAGGUGUCGCUCCCAUUGUGGAUAAGCUGCCGUAUGGGAUACAAGACAAGUGGAUGAUGGAAGGCUCACACUACAAGCAGCAGCACAAGGUGACCUUCCCUCCAUUCACGUUCUUCUUACAGUUCAUACAGACCCAAGCAAAGGCACGCAACGAUCCAAGCUUCAAUCUGCUGUCAACCUGCAACUCUGGAGUUAAAAGGGACAAGCUUGGAGAUGGUUACAGCAACAACCGCAGGUCAGUUUCAGUGCAUAAAACCAACGUUACGGCCAUAUCUGAGGAAGGACCGGACAAAUGUUGUCCUGUGCACAACAAACCUCACGCCUUACAACAGUGCAGAAGUUUCAGAGAAAAGCCAAUUCAGGAAAGAAAGGUAAUAUUAAAGCAACACAACAUCUGUUUCAAGUGCUGCGCUUCUAACAAACAUGUGGCUCGCGACUGUCAAGCAGAAAUCAAAUGCUCCGAAUGGAACAGUGAUAAGCACCCAACAGCUCUGCAUUCAGAUGUUCCUCGCUUUCCCAAAGCUCUUCAGCCCCCAGCAAGUCACGGCGGGGAGAAACAAGAAUUACAAGAGACUGCAGUUGUUUCAAGUUGCACUGAGGUAUUUUGAAGGAUUUUCUGGGAAAUCUUGCUCAAAAAUAUGCCUGGUUAAUGUUUAUCCUGCCAACGAUCCUAUUAAACGCCAGAGAAUGUAUGUCAUGCUAGAUGACCAGAGUAACGUUUCACUAGCACGCUCUGAGUUUUUUGACAUGUUCGAGGUUAAUGGUAAGGCAGAGCCAUACACCCUCCAGACAUGCAGUGGCAUAGGUCUCACUUCUGGCAGAAGAGCCUCUGGGUAUAUGAUAGAGGCAAUCGAUAGCUCCCUCGCUAUUCAGCUGCCCAUGUUAAUUGAGUGCAACAUGAUUCCCAACAAAAGAGAGGAAAUUCCCACUCCCUCCGCGGCUCACGCACACAGUCACCUCAAAGGCAUAGCACACAAAAUACCACCCUUGGACAGUGGUGCAGACAUUUUGCUGUUGUUUUGAAGAGACAUUUUGAGAGUUCAUAAAGUGCGCAGUCAGAUCAAUGGUCCGCACAAUGCACCAUACGCACAGAGACUGGACUUAGGCUGGGUGAUAACAGGAGAUGUGUGCUUAGGCAAUACUCAUAAGCCUUCCCAAGUCUCUACUCUUAAGACUCACAUUCUAUCGGAUGGAAGGCCAACUCAUUUUUCCCCGUGCGAAAGCCACUUUACUGUCAAGCCAGACACCAGUCUCUUAAAUCGACACUUAGUACUUGGUGGUUCAAACAUAAAGGACAGAACACAAAACAGAACUAUAGGAAACAAUGUUUUCUGCCAGACCAAGAACGACAAUAAGCUUGCACCCUCCAUGGAAGAUCUGCAGUUCCUGAAUAUCAUGGACAAUGAGUGUUUCCAGGAUGAGUCACAAAGCUGGGUGGCUCCACUGCCGUUCCGCCAGCCCAGAGCAUUGCUGCCUAACAAUCGCCGCUACGCACUCAGUCGCCUCAAGUCACUUGAACGAACUUUAGACAAAAACCCAAAAAUGAAAGUUCACCUGAUAGACUUUACCAAGUUAGAGUUGCUUCCAAGGGGAAUGUUAAGACUUAUUAUAGACCCAUUUCUGAAAUAGUUUUUCUGUUAUCUAGUGAUGUUUAGAUAUCUGUUGUGGUAUCCCUAAGAUACCAGGCGGGGAGUGUUCUGACUGUUGUCAAAUUUGUACAUGUUUUGUUUGUUUGGUUAGUGCACUGGCCCUUUAAGAGAGGCAUGGUCCGUGUGCAGACAGAGGAAGUGUAAAAAAGAUUCAGACAAUCUACUGAAUGUGAUCUAUGCUGUGAUCUAUGCUGUGAAAGGCUGAUAAAAG